Messenger RNA from Nerophis lumbriciformis (worm pipefish), 1383 nucleotides. NCBI's taxonomy places the organism in Eukaryota, Metazoa, Chordata, Actinopteri, Syngnathiformes, Syngnathidae. The record is from RefSeq and is a predicted model, not a curated record.
AUGGCGGCCCCCUUGUGUCACUUUUACCAGGUAUAUUUAAGAAGAUACUCUUUGGCAGUCCCUUCAUCUUUCUUACUGCUGCACAACAGAGCAAAUGUCUUCAGAAUACGGAGCAUUCUCAAAAGCUCUCUUCAGGUGCCUCAGUCCUCACAUCUGCAGGCGAGAUAUUUGUCAGGGGAGAGGGGUGGAGGAAGGAAAGGUUUCCUCAGUGAAUUCCUCGACAACUUGAAGCAGGAGAUGAGCAAAAACAAGGAAAUGAAAGAAAACAUCAAAAAGUUCCGGGAGGAGGCCAAGAAACUUGAGGAAUCGGACGCACUGAGGCAGGCGCGCAGGAAAUAUAAAACAAUAGAGUCCGAAACAGUAAAGACUUCUGAAGUUCUCAAAAAGAAAUUGGAAACAUUCUCAGACACAGUAAAGGAGGGGCUGGAGGAGGUCACACGUACAGAAUUUGGAAAGAAGAUAAAAGAGGGAAUGGAGGAGGCUGCCAAAACAGCAAAGACCUCAGCAGAGAGUGUCUCAAAGAGUGGAGAGAUGUUGGGAAAGACUGGUGCAUUUAAAGCUAUAUCACAGGGUAUGGAAAGUGUAAAAAAAGAGAUAGGAGACCUCGGCCACACUGGACCGUAUCGGCCUCCUGCUCGACUCAGGAAGAGAAGUGAAUUCUCCUCAAAGGGAACCUCAGAUGGCAACAAGGUCUUUGAAGCCAACGAGGAAGCCAUGGGUAUGGUGCUCCACAAGGACUCCAAAUGGUACCAGCAGUGGAAAGACUUUAAAGACAAUAACGUUGUCUUCAAUAGGUUCUUUGAAAUGAAGAUGAAGUAUGAUGAGAGUGACAACGCUUUCAUCAGAGCAUCACGGGCCGUCACUGACAAAAUGACCGACCUCAUAGGUGGACUGUUUUCCAAGACUGAAAUGUCUGAGGUACUGACGGAGAUUCUGAAGGCGGAUCCAACCUUUGAUAAAGAUUCCUUCCUCAAACAGUGUGAACAUGACAUCAUCCCCAAUAUUUUGGAGGCAAUGAUCAGAGGGGAGCUGGAGGUGUUGAAAGACUGGUGUUAUGAAGCGACAUACAGUCAACUAGCACACCCAAUCCAGCAAGCCAAGGCCAUGGGAUUUCAGUUUCACUCAAAGAUCCUGGACAUUGACAGUAUUGAUCUGGCCAUGGGUAAGAUGAUGGACCAGGGACCAGUAUUGAUUAUCACCUUUCAAGCUCAGUUAGUGAUGGUAAUACGAAACACCAAAGGAGAGGUGGUGGAAGGUGACCCGGAUAAAGUACUGAAGAUGAUGUACGUGUGGGCCCUCUGUCGAGACCAAGAGGAACUCAACCCGCAUGCUGCUUGGAGACUUCUUGACAUUUCUGCCUCAAGCACCGAACAGAUCCUUUGA